AUGAAGGUGGAGCCUCUGUGGUCUCUGGAUGUGGGUACUCAGCCCGUCUACAGCUUGGUGCGGACUCCAGAUGGGACCAAGAUGUAUGCAGCAACGGGAAAAACCGUUGUCACGUUUGGUCCUGGUCCCGAAAUUACUCGGCAGACAUCUACUCAACACCCACUCGUCACAUGUCUGGCGAUCUCUCCAGACGGACACAUGGUCGUCAGCAUGGGGACAGAUGGGGCUGUGAUGUUUAACGAUUCCACAGGGGCCGCUCUUUUCAAAUACAGUCACCAGAAUGAAGUACAGGCCGCUGCCUUUUCUCCAGACGGGUCUCUCUUUGUCUCUGCUGCUAUAGGAGAUGUUGGUAUCUAUCAUUGCAGGGACGUGAAGACGAAGGUCAUGAAACAGUCCUUCAAAGGAACCCCUCGCGCCAUUGCAUGGGCACCCGGAUCCGACUGGUUUGUGAUUUCCACGCAGGACGGCGACUUGGUCAUAAUGACUCCCGAAGGAAUGGAGUUAAAUAGCUGCAAUUUAGGAGCCCCUGCAUGGGCGUUGAAAGUAGUUCAGUGCAGUUCAUUUCUCGUUCAACCUAAUACUGCUCUGGAUGUGGACAUUGCCAACAGCAGUGAUGAUGAAUUUACGAUCCCUCAAACGGUGACCCCGUCCGCAUCAGCAUCUGGGCGCUCUGGAUCUGGAAAACGGCACAAGGUAGAACUUGAUCGCGAGGAGUUUAUUACGUCUCACAACAUGGACAACUUCCGUAUAUUAGUUGCAUCUUGGGACAUGCGAUAUCGAGUGAUAAACCCGUCUGUUUAUGCCGACGGAGCUUGCAUUGCGAAGAUGACUGAUGGGGGCUCCGAUUCUCGAUCACGUUCUUCCUCGCGGCGUAGGUUGGAUGGGCUCCUAGUGGCUGUCUCUGAGAUCCCAUUUAUACCGCUCUGCAUGGAGAUCAUUGGAAACUAUGUCUUUCUUUCUGGGGUUGGAGGAUCGGUCGUGGUUCUCAAUAGUAGUAAUGGGAGGGUUCUCUCGUCUCUCUAUCAAGUCUGGGAGUCGGACCCGUUCAUCAGCAAGGCCCCCCUAAUCCCCACAGAAUCUCAGUCCAAACACUUGCCGCAAAAGAGGACCAUCAUGGGUCAAGUGACAACAUGCACCGACGUCAAUCAGAGACUCAUGGAGCUUCGCAAGCGAGAAGCCAUGGCCAAUAGGAACGUGAAGAAUGUGACCAAUCCUCUUGCUUUCCACGGCAUGCACACCAUCUGGUGCUACUCUAUGAUACACGUUGAGCCAUCCUCUUUAAUACUGGGAUUAAGUAAUGGGGUAUUGCUCUGUCUCUCUCUCAGAUACGCAAUGAUUCACAGUCAGUAUGGCAGCCUCUAUGCUUACAGGCGAGGCCUAAUGAGCGUCAGUGUUAUGAACCUUUCUACUGGACGGGAGUCAAUCUUAGAAGUAGGGAUGCAUGUCGAGAACCUUUCUAUUUAUGAGUCAACGCUUGCCAUAAAAACAUCCUCUAGAUUGCUUCUCUAUCGCCUCCAGGAUCCUGCCUUAAAGAAGCGUAACAUAGAAAGUGUUAUGGACUAUUACAGCUCAUCUACGAAUGGCCUUAUUGAGACAGACAGGUCCAGACGGCAAAACAUGUCAUCCCUCAGUUACUCUUUUGAGACAUCAAUUAAGAAGCGGUUCGUUUGCAGCCAGCUGAUAGUUUCCAAUAACCAUUUCUUCCUGUGCAAUGUCUCCCACAUAUCUGUUCACGACUUCUCUGGGAAACAGACCGAUAGAUGGACUUUUAAACAGCUUAAGUGCACCUAUGUGAGGUCUAUCGGGGGGAUACCCAGCAACGAGGCUGUGCUUGUUGGUUUUGAUACUGGAAAAGUAUGCAUCUUCAAGAUUGGAAACAAGUUCCCCAUAGAGCUGCUUCUUCAUAGGUCACCUAUUGUUUCAUUAGAUAUUAGUCCCGAUAGAAAGUAUAUCUCUGUUGUCGACAGGAGUGAUGUUGUUAGUGUGUACAAGUUCCUGGAUGACUCUGAGAUUGUCCUAGGAGCUACCAACAUGGCUGUAGUAGAGCACGAAAACACGCCUACAAGUUAUUCGAGAAUAGCUGCUCUUGCGCACGUCUCCCUUGACGGAAACUUGCCUGGGAUCACAACUGGUCAGGACUAUUCCGUUCCCUUGUACACAUUCAAAGGCACCACCUCAGCUAUUUGGGACCUUGUACUUCCUGGGGUGCUGGCGCGAAGCACCCAGAAGUCUGUAGAUAUAUGUAUAGACAGCGGAGUUUCAUAUACGUUUCAGCUGUCCUAUCCAGGGUCUUUUGUAUUAUGCCAGAACGGCAACCGCGCAUUUAUAUUCAACGUCAGCUACUUAGGCCAAUCGCUCGUUAACCUAGAUUAUUCAUCUUUGAUAGAGAUGGUCGAGGUCCCUAUGAUGCCUAUGGUUAUCUAUCGCACACACAAGGUGUUGCGUAUGCUUCUAGACUCGAACUAUGAAGCAGGAGCUGUCUUUCCUUCACAAGCUGCCAACUAUGAGCUUAAUGAGGCUAUCAAGGCGGCUAAUCUUGGUGUGCCAAUGGAUUGCUGGCGUGACCUUGCAAUUGCCGCAUUGCUCAGUAAUGAGCUUGAUCUUGCCAGGGAGGUUCUUGCCACCAUCGGUGACAUCCGUUCCCUUAAGGCCAUAGCAGAGAUCACUCGCCAAACAUCUACAAAAACGUAUCUCUUACUUUCAGCCUUAGCUCUCAGCAUGUGUGACCAUUUUUCUGAGGCAAGCCUACUCUUCGCCGCGUCAGACGAUAUCCAAAUGGCGACUGAGCUACUUUUCUUUAUUAACCGCGAAUGCAUUCCUUACAACAGUCCAAACUCCUCAUUAAUAAGCUCUAUUGCAAAGAAGCUGAUUUGCAGAGAACUACACUCCAGUCUUACUGGCACCGAAGAAAAGAUUCUAGAAGUACUUAAGACGCAGGGCGAUAGCACGUAUUCACCACUGGGCACUCAAACAGCUCCUGAGGCGAAGGAGACUAACACUGCUUUACUUACAGAUUUCUCCGACAAACUCUUGGCUAAAGGAAGGGCGACUGUUAACAAGUUUUUAUCUGCCAUUGAGUCAGGCUCGUCCAAGGCUGACGGACCGGGUAAUGACAACAAAGACACAUACAACUACUUUAACGAUUACCGCAUCUUGCUACGGAGACAGAUAUCUAGUUUUGCAAAGACAGAAUCGGAGAGAGCGAACCUAGUUGUUCGGCACUCUAAGUUCUUGGAGACGAGUCUUGAGUGGCGGGCUGCAGCAGCAAGCUAUCUAGACAUGGAUGACCCCGAGAGUGCUAUUGAUGUUCUGAUCACAAGCAAGCAGACAGGUGCACUUCUGAGAUUGGUCAGAAUUUUCCCACCUGUUGCUCGUGAACUGAAUCAUAAGGCUCCGAGCUUUAACGACUUUGAGUCACCAGAAGACGCAGAUGAAUAUGCUCCAUCCUCUGUUCAAAACCAAAUGUUGAAGCGUGCAUAUCGGAAAGCACUUGUUUACUUUGAGAAGAGUAAUGACUACUCCAACGCUAUUUUCAUAGCCCAGCGCCUCGGAGAUCCUCUAGUGUUGCUACGCCUGCUAAUUCAGCAAGGCAGUUGGAGUCAAGUGGAAGCCCUUGGAAAGGCCUAUCCGGAAAUGAUGCCCUCCAUUCAUGAGGCGAAGGCUUCGAUGUUACUGCGGGAAGGGCGGUUCAUUGAGGCUCUGGAGAGAUUGCGCUUGUCAGGAAACACAAGCAAAGAAGCGAUUAUCAUCAAACAACUUAUAGACGCGUCAAUAGCGGAGUGUAAGUUCAAUUUGACUCGCGCCCUGACAGGACAACUUGCAAAGCAAAUAGCAAAGACGCGCGCUUUUGCGGCACUGUCUGUUUCAAGCAUGGAAUACUAUGCUGCAAUAAAGGCUAUUAGAGCCCGUGUCCUGGUCUAUACCGGCUACCAGCAAGUCAUGGAGUACAUGGUAAACAUUCUCAGAAGCCGCGAUCUAUCUGACAUAACAAUGAUAAGGCUUCACGACAACACGCAGUCAGCCAAAGUAGUGACAGCAGGGAUCUUCCUUACAAGCUAUGCUGCAAUGGCCAAUGAGCUCACCAACGCUGAUAGCGUCUUUUCAGAGGAGCUAGAGAACAAUACUGGCAUUCUUUCUGGAGAGGACACAGUCAAAGCUUCAAGCCAACGAUCUAAAAAGGAUAAUCCCCCGUCUUUGCGCUCCACCAUAGGCUUUAUAACCUCAUCAACAACACCGCAGCUGGGCUCACUGGCCCACAUUGACCUUGGAAUUAAUAACAUGAAUAUACCGCCAGGCAUCUCUGAGCUUAUAAUUUGGGUCUGUCUUGCCCUGGCCUCUCGAAGGACCUACCCAGAAGUUGAGGCUCGAGCUCUGAAAAGGAUUCUUGCCUCGCGGAUCCCAGGCCCCAUGAUAGGGUAUUUUCGGCGUCAAAUGCUUCUUGUGAAAGGCACCCCCGCAAAAGAUUUCUCACACGGCGAGUCCAGCGAUGCAGAAAGCCGCGACGCUUGUCCUAGAUGUGCUGCACCGCUCAAGGCUCUCCCUCCGUCCAGGCCUGUAGGUGCUCAGGACAUGGCGAUCCUUUCCAGUCUACCGCAUUGCUGUCCUGUAUUCUCAGAUAUAUGCAAAAACUGUGGAUCGCCUAUAGUGCGUUCUGCUUUAAGCCUUAAGAUCCUUCCUUUGGUUUUGGCUGAACCCGAUGACGAAACUAGUAUUGCAGUUGCACUUGAACGGGCUGCUGCAGUAGAGAUGGAUAUCGAGGCCCUUAUGGGAGAGACAAACCGAUUAGAAAUAGGCACUGAUGAUCUGCAGACUGAUGAGGGUGUCGUUGACGUGCUGCGGAGAGCAAGCAUCGCCGGAGAUGGCCGUGGGGCCGUCCUUACCAGCGAGCAAUUUGAAAAGAUAUCACCGGCAAAUAUCUUCAUAGUGGACGACACCUGGUCUAACCCAUCUCUCCUUCCUCGGUUUGUCGUUGGGAAUGUAAUCAAGCGUUUCUUUAUACGUACCAUAAGCGACUUUCAGCUUCACUACUGUACGGGAUGCGGAUUCUUCUUUGACGGCAUAGAGUAUGAGGAGUACGUCAUCGUCACGGGCAGCUGCCCCAUUUGCGGGGCUACCAACAUAGUACUGUAA
Molecule: messenger RNA, 5130 nt
Organism: Giardia duodenalis
Lineage: Eukaryota; Fornicata; Diplomonadida; Hexamitidae
Product: Intraflagellar transport protein IFT122
Exons: 1
Coding region: 1-5130 (1709 amino acids)
Biological process (GO): non-motile cilium assembly; intraciliary retrograde transport; protein localization to cilium
Cellular component (GO): intraciliary transport particle A; non-motile cilium
Molecular function (GO): protein binding
Source: RefSeq, a predicted model, not a curated record